AUUUGUAGUAUUGUUUUGUCAAAGAUGUCGUUUCUUUAUAUAUUGUUAGUUUCGUCCACUUUUUAUAUCGCAUCUGCAAGACCGAACAAGCCAGUAACUAUAGCAUUUCCCCCUAUUGCUACUUUUUCUGAAGUGUCAGAAGCUGCAGAAGGACCAGUCACAGACAGGUCUGGAUAUUUCGGACUUCCCGGCUAUUUGGUAGACAUGUCCAAAUUAUUUGAUCAGUACAAUCCAACGUUUGAUCCAAAUAUAGAAGCCAGGAAGCAGGAUGAAAAGAAAACAAAUAAAGAUUUGAUGGGUUACUUCAACAGUUGGUUCUCACCAGGCAAUCCGGGGAUCUAAGCUAUAAUGAUUAUUAUUGUUCUGAAGCAUAUAUUUUUUUAUUUUUAAUUAUAAAAUACAUAUUAUCAUUGUUAAUUUUUAGAUGUUUAGUGAGGGAAAAUUUGUUUUUAAAUGUUUUUUUUAUUGUUUAAUUAAACAUUUUAUUUAUCCGAAAAGACCUAACACUUUAAGUCACAUCACAUCUGUCCAAGGUACCGAGAAUAGAUAGUCAUAUCACUUGUUAUUGUAAUUAGAGUCUCUAUGUACCUACAUUAGAAUAGAUGAUAACCUAUUAAAGAUUUAUCGUUGCUUGUCUCUGUUAUUUCACAGUACCUAUUA
This is a messenger RNA of Spodoptera litura, 660 nucleotides long. RefSeq lists its product as uncharacterized. The record is from RefSeq and is a predicted model, not a curated record. NCBI's taxonomy places the organism in Eukaryota, Metazoa, Arthropoda, Insecta, Lepidoptera, Noctuidae.